CCCGGGCGCCGCCGACUGAAGUAGCAAUGGACGCGUUGGAGUCGUUGUUGGACGAAGUGGCUCUGGAGGGGCUCGAUGGCCUGUGUCUGCCAGCGCUGUGGAGCCGUCUGGAGACGCGAGUGCCGCCCUUCCCGCUGCCUUUGGAGCCCUGCACGCAGGAGUUUCUCUGGCGGGCCCUCGCCACGCACCCGGGCAUCAGCUUUUAUGAGGAGCCUCGGGAGCGACCCGACCUACAGCUCCAGGACCGGUAUGAAGAAAUUGAUUUGGAAACUGGAAUUUUGGAGUCUAGGAGGGACCCGGUGGUCCUGGAGGACGUCUACCCCAUUCAUAUGAUCUUAGAGAAUAAGGAUGGCAUCCAGGGCUCAUGCCGCUACUUUAAGGAGAGGAAAAACAUUACCAAUGACAUCAGAACCAAGUCCUUGCAGCCUCGCUGUACGAUGGUAGAAGCCUUUGACAGGUGGGGGAAGAAACUGAUCAUUGUUGCCUCCCAGGCCAUGCGGUACAGGGCUUUGAUAGGCCAGGAAGGGGAUCCGGACCUGAAGCUGCCCGACUUCUCCUACUGCAUCCUGGAGCGGCUAGGCCGGUCCAGGUGGCAAGGGGAGCUCCAGCGAGACCUUCACACCACUGCUUUCAAGGUUGAUGCUGGGAAGCUGCACUAUCACAGAAAAAUUUUGAACAAAAACGGGCUGAUUACAAUGCAGUCCCAUGUGAUUCGAUUACCCACUGGAGCCCAGCAACACUCAAUCCUCCUUCUACUGAACCGGUUUCAUGUGGACAGGAGGAGCAAAUACGACAUCCUCAUGGAGAAGCUUUCGGGCAUGCUGAGCACACGAACUAACUGUAUAGAGACGCUGGGAAAGCUGAGGGAAGAGCUGGGGCUGUGUGAAAGGACGUUUAAGCGUCUGUACCAGUAUAUGCUGAACGCCGGACUAGCCAAGGUGGUGUCUCUUCGCUUGCAAGAGAUCCACCCUGAAUGCGGACCUUGUAAGACAAAGAAAGGGACUGAUGUCAUGGUUCGGUGCCUCAAGCUGCUGAAGGAAUUUAAACGGAAUGACCAUGACGAUGACGAGGACGAGGAGGUCAUCUCCAAGACAGUGCCUCCCGUGGACAUCGUGUUCGAGCGGGAUAUGCUCACGCAGACCUACGACCUCAUUGAGCGCAGAGGCACGAAAGGAAUUUCCCAAGCUGAAAUCCGAGUGGCUAUGAAUGUGGGAAAACUAGAAGCAAGAAUGCUGUGCCGACUCCUUCAAAGAUUCAAAGUUGUCAAGGGAUUCAUGGAAGAUGAAGGUCGGCAGCGAACCACCAAGUACAUUUCCUGCGUGUUUGCAGAGGAGAGCGACCUAAGCCGGCAGUACCAAAGAGAGAAGGCCCGCAGUGAGCUCUUAACCACCGUGAGCCUGGCAUCUAUGCAGGAGGAGUCACUUCUGCCUGAAGGCGAGGACACCUUCCUCUCUGAGUCGGACAGUGAGGAGGAGAGGAGCAGCAGCAAGCGGAGACGCAGAGGGUCCCAGAAGGACACAAGAGCCUCUGUGAACCUCCGGCCUAAGACCCAGCCUCAUCACUCCACCCCAACCAAGGGUGGGUGGAAAGUUGUAAACCUACACCCAAUGAAAAAGCAGCCACCCUCCUUCCCAGGAGCCACUGAAGAGAGAGCCUGCCAGAGCCUUGCCAGCAGGGACAACCUCUUGGAUACCAGCAGCGUCUCAGAACCCAACGUGUCCUUUGUCUCCCACUGUGCGGACAGUAACAGUGGUGACAUAGCUGUGAUCGAGGAGGUCCGGGUGGAAAACCCAAAGGAGAGUAGCAGUUCCCUGAAGACUGGGAGGCACAGCUCAGGCCAAGACAAACCACAUGAAACUUACCGACUGCUGAAACGCAGGAAUCUGAUCAUAGAAGCUGUCACCAAUCUUCGCUUAAUCGAGAGUUUAUUCACGAUUCAGAAGAUGAUCAUGGAUCAGGAGAAGCAGGAAGGUGUGUCCACCAAGUGCUGCAAGAAGUCCAUUGUUCGCUUGGUGCGGAACCUGUCUGAGGAAGGUCUCUUGCGAUUGUAUCGGACCACCGUCAUUCAAGAUGGCAUCAAGAAGAAGGUGGAUCUGGUGGUGCACCCGUCCAUGGACCAGAACGACCCUCUGGUGAGAAGUGCUAUCGAGCAGGUCCGCUUCCGGAUCUCCAAUUCAAGCACAGCCAACAGGGUUAAAACUUCCCAGCCUCCAGUGCCCCAAGGGGAGGCAGAAGAAGACAGUCAAGGAAAAGAGGGCCCAAGUGGAUCAGGGGACUCUCAGCUGAGUGCUUCCUCUAGAUCAGAAAGUGGACGGAUGAAAAAAAGUGAUAAGAAAAUGGGCAUAACCCAGCUUAGAAAUUAUCACCCCAUCGUAGUUCCUGGACUGGGGCGUUCUCUAGGGUUUCUGCCCAAAAUGCCUCGCCUGCGGGUGGUCCACAUGUUUCUGUGGUACCUCAUCUACGGGCACCCUGGCAGCAAUACUGUGGAGAAGCCAAGCUUCAUCAGUGAACGGAGAACAAUAAAGCAGGAGUCGGGCAGGGCAGGCAUCCGGCCGUCCUCCUCUGGAAAUGCCUGGGAGGCCUGCUCUGAAGCCCCAUCUAAAGACAGCCAAGACGGUGUUACCUGGGAGACUGAAGUGGAGCUCGCCACGGAGACAGUGUAUGUGGACGAUGCCUCGUGGAUGCGCUACAUCCCCCCGCUCCCAGUCCACAGGGAGUUUGGCUUUGGCUGGGCUCUCGUCAGCGACAUCCUCCUCUGCCUUCCCCUCUCCAUCUUCAUCCAGAUUGUGCAAGUCAGCUACAAGGUGGACAACCUGGAAGACUUUCUGAACCACCCGCUGAAGAAGCACACGCUGAUCCGCUUUCUCCCCAGGCCCAUCCGGCAGCAGCUUCUGUACAAGAGGCGUUACAUUUUUUCGGUGGUGGAGAACCUUCAGAGGCUGUGCUACAUGGGGCUACUACAGUUUGGUCCCACGGAAAAGUUUCAGGAUAAAGAUCAGGUCUUUGUCUUCUUGAAGAAGAAUGCAGUCAUUGUUGACACCACCAUCUGCGACCCACAUUACAACCUGGCGCGCAGCAGCCGGCCCUUCGAGAGGCGCCUCUAUGUCCUGAACUCAAUGCAGGAUGUGGAAAACUACUGGUUUGACCUGCAGUGUGUCUGCCUCAACACCCCACUAGGCGUGGUGCGCUGCCCGCGCGUCAGGAAGAACAGCAGCACAGACCAGGGCAGCGACGAGGAGGGCAGCCUGCAGAAGGAGCAGGAGAGCGCCAUGGACAAGCACAACCUGGAGCGCAAGUGUGCCAUGCUGGAGUACACCACUGGAAGUCGUGAGGUGGUGGAUGAAGGCUUGAUCCCCGGAGAUGGGCUGGGUGCCGCAGGGCUUGAUUCCAGCUUCUAUGGACACCUUAAGCGCAACUGGAUCUGGACCAGCUAUAUCAUCAACCAGGCCAAAAAGGAGAACACUGCUGCAGAGAAUGGACUCACAGUGAGGCUCCAGACGUUUCUGUCUAAGCGCCCAUUGCCUCUCAGUGCCAGAGGCAACAGCAGGUUGAAUAUUUGGGGGGAAGCAAGAGUAGGCUCCGAGCUCUGUGCUGACUGGGAGGAGCAGUUUGAGGUGGACCGAGAGCCCUCGCUGGACCGAAACCGGAGAGUGAGGGGUGGGAAAAGCCAGAAACGGAAGCGGCUGAAGAAGGACCCUGGGAAGAAGAUCAAGAGAAGAAAGAAAGGAGAGUUCCCAGGAGAAAAAAGCAAAAGGCUGCGCUACCACGAUGAAGCCGACCAGAGCGCCCUGCAGCGGAUGACGCGGCUUCGCGUCACCUGGUCCAUGCAGGAGGACGGGCUGCUCGUGCUGUGCCGCAUUGCCAGCAAUGUCCUCAACACCAAGGUGAAGGGCCCAUUUGUCACCUGGCAGGUGGUACGGGACAUUUUGCAUGCCACGUUCGAAGAGUCUUUGGAUAAAACAUCUCAUUCCGUUGGACGAAGAGCUCGCUACAUAGUCAAAAACCCACAGGCCUAUCUCAACUAUAAAGUGUGCCUGGCCGAGGUGUACCAGGAUAAAGCGCUUGUUGGAGAUUUCAUGAGUCGAAGAGGUGACUACGAUGACCCAAAGGUUUGUGCCAACGAGUUUAAAGAAUUUGUGGAGAAGCUUAAAGAAAAGUUCAGUUCAGCCCUAAGGAAUUCUAACCUUGAAAUCCCAGACACACUCCAGGAGCUGUUUGCCAGGUACCGAGUUUUGGCAAUUGGGGAUGAAAAAGAUCAAACCAGGAAGGAGGAUGAACUUAACAGCGUGGAUGACAUCCACUUUCUGGUGCUCCAGAACCUGAUCCAGAGCACGUUGGCCCUCUCGGACAGUCAGAUGAAGUCCUACCAGUCAUUCCAGACUUUCCGCCUCUAUCGGGAGUACAAGGACCACGUUCUCGUGAAGGCCUUCAUGGAGUGCCAGAAGAGGAGCUUGGUCAACCGGCGCCGGGUCAACCACACGCUGGGCCCCAAGAAGAACCGGGCCCUGCCCUUCGUGCCAAUGUCCUACCAGCUAUCCCAGACCUACUACAGGAUUUUUACGUGGCGAUUUCCAAGCACCAUCUGCACGGAGUCAUUCCAGUUUUUGGACAGAAUGCGGGCUGCUGGCAAGUUGGACCAGCCUGAUCGUUUCUCUUUCAAAGACCAGGAUAAUAAUGAGCCCACAAAUGACAUGGUGGCCUUUUCACUGGACGGCCCUGGAGGAAAUUGUGUGGCCGUCCUGACCCUCUUCUCUCUGGGCCUUAUUUCCGUGGAUGUCAGGAUCCCGGAGCAGAUCAUCGUAGUAGAUAGCUCAAUGGUGGAGAAUGAGGUCAUCAAAAGCUUGGGGAAGGAUGGCAGCCUGGAGGAUGACGAGGAUGAAGAGGAUGACUUGGAUGAAGGCCUAGGGGGCAAGCGCCGGAGCAUGGAGGUGAAACCUGCUCAGGCCUCCCACACCAACUACCUGCUGAUGAGGGGCUACUACUCCCCCGGCAUCGUCAGCACCCGCAACCUCAAUCCCAAUGACAGCAUCGUGGUCAACUCCUGCCAGAUGAAGUUCCAGCUCCGCUGCAGCCCUGUGCCCGCCCGGCUCAGGCCCGCUGCCGCUCCUCUGGAAGAGCUAACAGUGGGAACCUCCUGCCUCCCUGACACGUUCACCAAGCUGAUAAAGCCCCAGGAAAACACCUGCAGCUUGGAGGAGUUUGUCCUCCAGCUGGAGCUGUCUGGGUAUAGUCCCGAAGACCUGACUGCUGCCUUGGAGAUCCUGGAAGUCAUUAUAGCCACGGGUUGUUUUGGGAUUGACAAGGAGGAGCUGCGCAGACGGUUCUCGGCCUUGGAGAAGGCAGGUGGCGGGCGCACCAGGACAUUCGCAGAUUGCGUCCAGGCCCUCCUGGAGCAGCACCAGGUGCUGGAGGUCGGCGGCAACACUGCGCGCCUGGUAGCCAUGGGCUCUGCCUGGCCCUGGCUCCUGCACUCGGUGCGGCUGAAAGACAGAGAGGAUGCCGACAUCCAGAGAGAAGACCCCCAGGCCAGACCCCCAGAGGGGUCUUCCAGGGAGGACAGCCCCCUCGAGGGGCAGGCACCUCCUCACAGCCCCCGGGGCACCAAGAGGCGUGCCAGCUGGGCCAGUGAGAAUGGGGAGACUGACACUGAGGGCACCCAGAUGACCCCUGCCAAGAGGCCAGUACUCCAGGACUCAAACUUCGCCCCCAUCCUUGGGCCCAGAGCUGAAGAUGGAGUAGAAGCCCAGGCCCCAUCUUCACCCCCAGCUCUUGAAGACACCGCUGCAGCGGGGGCAGCACGGGAAGACCGAGAGGGUGUCGGGGAGUUCAGUUCCCCAGGCCAAGAGCAGCUGAGUGGCCAGGCACAGCCUCCAGAGGGCUCUGAAGACCCCAGAGGGUUCACAGAGAGUUUUGGAGCCGGCAGCAUCUCCCAGGCAGCGCGGGAAAGGGACUGUGAGAGCAUCUGCUUCAUCGGCCGGCCAUGGCGUGUCGUGGAUGGCCACCUGAACCUGCCUGUAUGCAAGGGUAUGAUGGAGGCCAUGCUGUACCACAUCAUGACCAGGCCUGGCAUCCCUGAGAACUGCCUGCUGCGCCACUACCAGGGGGUCCUGCAGCCCAUCGCCGUGCUGGAGCUGCUCCAGGGCCUGGAGUCCCUCGGCUGCAUCCGGAAGCGCUGGCUGAGAAAGCCAAGGGCCGUCUCGCUCUUCUCCACACCCGUGGUGGAGGAGGUGGAGGUGCCCUCCAGCCUGGACGAGAGCCCCAUGGCCUUCUACGAGCCCACCUUGGACUGUACCCUCCGGCUGGGCCGUGUGUUCCCCCACGAGGUCAACUGGAACAAGUGGAUCCACCUCUAGGACCCCAAUGGGUGUUCCCUCCCUCCCAGCCACCACCUGCCACACCACUCUGCCUGAUGCUCGGCAGACCCCACUGUGCCCCAGCCUUGGGUCUGCCGAGCCUCCUGCAGCAGGGGAUGGGUGCUCUGGCCAGAGUCACAGCCCGACAUGUUUCCCACUGUCCUGGAACUCUGGAAAGAGGGGCUCCCCCACCUGCCUGCUCCCCAGGCUCUUCGGGCCUGCCCCUUGGGAACUGGCCUCAUCACACCGGGAGUUGGUGCUUGUCUCUGGGUCUCCGGAGUUCGCCCCGCCUGUGCACACCUCACAUUCCAGACUCCAGCCAUCUUGGCAGGAUCUCCUGGCUCCUUGAGUGCCCAAGUGCCACCAAGAGGAAGGGCCUUGUGGGAUAUGCCUUGCAGAAUAGGGAUCGGUGUGCACUGCUGCCGGGGGGCCUCUACAGGGACUGUGGCCCCUCGGCAGGCAGGACAUUCCAGCCCCUGGCUGGGACUGAACCACCCAGAGCAGAGCAGCUCCCUUUCCGACCUUGCAAGUCACCUGGCAGGCCCCAGCUGGGCUGGCUGUCCAUGUCCCUCGGCCUGGCUGGUGACUCCCUGCAGGCCGGAAAUGAGAAUCCCUGUAGGUUUGGGUUUUGUUUGUUUUAUUUUGUUCUUUCACCUUUUUUCCUCAUUAAAAAAAAAAAGUCCCUGU
Molecule: messenger RNA, 7040 nt
Organism: Rhinopithecus roxellana (golden snub-nosed monkey)
Lineage: Eukaryota; Metazoa; Chordata; Mammalia; Primates; Cercopithecidae
Gene: GTF3C1
Product: general transcription factor IIIC subunit 1
Exons: 37
Coding region: 27-6353 (2108 amino acids)
Biological process (GO): 5S class rRNA transcription by RNA polymerase III; transcription initiation at RNA polymerase III promoter
Cellular component (GO): transcription factor TFIIIC complex
Molecular function (GO): DNA binding
Source: RefSeq, a predicted model, not a curated record